UCCCGGAUCCUCACCCCUGAAACUCCUUCAUCUGCAGCUUCCCUGUCACAAGCCAACUUUCAGUUGAUCUCAGCCAUGGCCACAAGGGGUUUGAGGAGCAGCAGCAGCAGCUUCACCCAGAGCAGGCGGUCGAGCCCAGGGAUGUCUUCGAUGAGUCUGUCCCACUUGUCCAUGAGACCAUCCAUGUCCAGCUCCCGGUCGGUCCUGAUGAGCUCCGGCAGCCGAGGUCUGGGAAGUUACGCCGGCGCAAAUCGAAGUUUCCAGCUCGGCUCGGCUGCUCUCGGUCUGGGCAGCGGCGGCGGCGGCGGCAGCAGCACCUUCUUGGGAGGCAUGGGUCUGAUCUCCAAUGAAAAAGACGCCAUGCAGAACCUGAACCAGCGCCUGGCAGGCUACCUGGAGAAUGUGAGGUCGCUGGAGAAAUCCAACAAGGAGCUGGAGAAAGAGAUUCUGAGCUACGGGACCAAGUCCAUCGAAGGAUUUGACUGGUCUGUGUAUGAUAAAAUAGUCAGACCCAUUCAGCAGCAGAUCCUCGAUGCCAUCAUGCAGAACUCCCGCAUUGCUCUGGAGAUUGACAAUGCCAAGCUAGCAGCUGAAGACUUCAAAAACAAGUGGGAAUCAGAACUGAUACUGAGACAGUCAGUGGAGAGUGAUAUUAAUGGACUUCACCAACUGAAGGACACCUAUCUACAGCUACAGAGUGAUCUGGCUCAUGACAUUGCUGGGCUGGAGGAUGAGAUUGCCUACCUGAAGAAGAACCAUAAUGAGGAACUGAAGCUCUUGCAACAGCAGAAGACUCAAGACAUCCAGGUUGAGAUAGACGCAGGUCCUUCUGUUGACCUGACUGCAGCCCUGCAGGAUAUGCGAGAAAAUUAUACCAAGAUUGCUGAAAAGAACCAAAAGGAUUUGGACGAUUGGUACAAGCAACAGGUGCAGAUUCAAGUCACACAGACCACACAGAGUACCCAGGCUCUCGAUGCAAGCAAAGGUGAACUGACUCAACUGCGUCAGCAAAUACAAAACCUUGAUGGUGAAUACAACGCCCUACUUGGCACUAUAUCUGCUCUGCAGAACGCUUUGAACAACACAGACGCUAGAUAUGACAUGGAGCUUCAGAACCUACUCACCAGGAGCACGCAGCUGGAAGGGGAACUGGGAAAUCUCCUGAACAGCAUAACACAACAGGGCCAGGAAUACGAGAACCUUCUGAACAUCAAGAUGAAGCUGGAGGCUGAGAUUCAGAAGUACAAGACUCUUCUGGAAGGAGGCAACCAAAACCUGAUUAGCUUUGGAUCAUCUUCCUCCGGUGGUAAGAGCUCAGGAGGUUCCAGUAUGACCAUCACCACCACCACAAUUGAUAGAGAAGUUACAAAGUGAAGACUCUGUGGCAUCUUCCUGGGAACCCUCAAGCCUGAGGCCCCACAACUCAUAUUCACUGCCGUGGUUUCUGCUGGAGUCUUAGGGAUGUGAGAUCUUCAGUUGGGGAUUUUCUCCCUCAUGGCUUCCGUCCUUAACUCUUACUCUUUUGGUGCUCUUGCUAACAAUGGAACGUGUACCAGGACCCUCAAGGCUCCCUUCAGGUAGAUUCGCCCCAUUUCCAAAUCAAACAGGUGGGCUGCAACGGAGCCAGAAGCCAGCCCCCAUCAGCUGCGAUGCCUCCAUUUCUCACUCAUUUCCUCUCAAACGUUGAGGUGGGCCCACACUUUCCACACUUAAAGGAACCCUGGGUUGCCCUGAAGUUCCGACACCUUUUCGCAUGUCCGCUUUCUGUUUUAAAAUUGAUGAAUAAAAGCUUUUCUGAUCAAAUCUCAAA
Carcharodon carcharias (great white shark) is the source of this 1810-nucleotide messenger RNA. RefSeq names its product keratin, type I cytoskeletal 47 kDa-like. The record is from RefSeq and is a predicted model, not a curated record. The transcript has 10 exons. Bases 76 to 1374 code for a protein of 432 amino acids. Lineage: Eukaryota; Metazoa; Chordata; Chondrichthyes; Lamniformes; Lamnidae. Gene Ontology annotation, molecular function: structural molecule activity.